Messenger RNA from Sus scrofa (pig), 2028 nucleotides. It is a transcript of the gene KCNF1, whose product is annotated as potassium voltage-gated channel modifier subfamily F member 1. The record is from RefSeq and is a predicted model, not a curated record. Gene Ontology annotation, cellular component: voltage-gated potassium channel complex; membrane. Lineage: Eukaryota; Metazoa; Chordata; Mammalia; Artiodactyla; Suidae. Gene Ontology annotation, molecular function: voltage-gated potassium channel activity. Gene Ontology annotation, biological process: action potential; potassium ion transmembrane transport; protein homooligomerization.
GCUGCCGCCCGCUGUGACCGCGCUUCCAGGCAGGCGGGCGCCGGCCGGGCUUUCCCCGAGGGCCGCGCACCCCUCGGACCCGCCGACCGCCCCUCCACCCCCGGCGGCGGCGGCGGCGGCGGCGGCGGCGGCGGCAGGGCGCGGAGCCGAGGCUGCGCAGGCACACGCCGGGAGAAUGGACGGGGCCGGGGAGCGCAGCCUCCCGGAGCCGGAGCCGGAGCCGGAGCCGGGCAGCCAGAGCUCCCGGGCGGGCGACGACAUCGAGAUCAUCGUCAACGUGGGGGGCGUGCGGCAGGUGCUGUACGGGGACCUCCUCAGCCAGUACCCCGAGACCCGGCUGGCGGAGCUCAUCAACUGCUUGGCCGGGGGCUACGACACCAUCUUCUCCCUGUGCGACGACUAUGACCCGGGGAAGCGGGAGUUCUACUUCGACAGGGACCCGGACGCCUUCAAGUGUGUCAUCGAGGUGUACUAUUUUGGGGAGGUCCACAUGAAGAAGGGCAUCUGUCCCAUCUGCUUCAAGAACGAGAUGGACUUCUGGAAGGUGGACCUCAAGUUCCUGGACGACUGCUGCAAGAGCCACCUGAGCGAGAAGCGCGAGGAGCUGGAGGAGAUCGCGCGCCGCGUGCAGCUCAUCCUGGACGACCUGGGCGUGGACACGGCCGAGGGCCGCUGGCAGCGCUGCCAGAAGUGCGUCUGGAAGUUCCUGGAGAAGCCCGAGUCGUCGUGUCCGGCGCGGGUGGUGGCCGUGCUGUCCUUCCUGCUCAUCCUCAUCUCCUCCGUGGUCAUGUGCAUGGGCACCAUCCCCGAGCUGCAGGUGCUGGACGCCGAGGGCAACCGCGUGGAGCACCCGACGCUGGAGAACGUGGAGACGGCGUGCAUCGGCUGGUUCACGCUGGAGUACCUGCUGCGCCUCUUCUCCUCGCCCAACAAGCUGCACUUCGCCCUGUCCUUCAUGAACAUCGUGGACGUGCUGGCCAUCCUCCCUUUCUACGUGAGCCUCACGCUCACGCACCUGGGCGCCCGCAUGAUGGAGCUGACGAACGUGCAGCAGGCGGUGCAGGCCCUGCGGAUCAUGCGCAUCGCGCGCAUCUUCAAGCUGGCGCGCCACUCUUCCGGGCUGCAGACCCUCACCUAUGCCCUCAAGCGCAGCUUCAAGGAGCUGGGGCUGCUGCUCAUGUACCUGGCCGUGGGCAUCUUCGUCUUCUCCGCCCUGGGCUACACCAUGGAGCAGAGCCACCCCGAGACCCUGUUUAAGAGCAUCCCCCAGUCCUUCUGGUGGGCCAUCAUCACCAUGACCACCGUGGGCUACGGCGACAUCUACCCCAAGACCACCCUGGGCAAGCUCAACGCGGCCAUCAGCUUCCUGUGUGGGGUCAUUGCCAUCGCCCUGCCCAUCCACCCCAUCAUCAACAACUUCGUCCGGUACUACAACAAGCAGCGCGUCCUGGAAACCGCAGCCAAGCACGAGCUGGAGCUGAUGGAGCUCAACUCCAGCAGUGGGGGCGAGGGCAAGGCGGGGGGCUCGCGAGGCGACCUGGACCACCUCCCGCCGCCGCCGCUGCCGGAGCCCGCCGGGAAGGAGGGGCCCAGCUGGAGCAGCCGCCUGAAGCUCUCCCACAGCGACACCUUCAUCCCCCUGCUGACCGAAGAGAAGCACCACAGGACCCGGCUCCAGAGCUGCAAGUGAUGAGGCCCGUCCCGGCGUGGAUGGACCGGCCAGUGGAUAGACGGAUGGACGGACAGGUGUGACACACCUGUCAGUGACUGCCCGGGAGGGGCUGUCCUUUACCCCUCAACCCUCUCCUGAACAGAACUCUGAAGGCCCUCUUGAUGAGGCUGGGUAAGGUCCCUUUGUGCUGCCAGCUGUCCGGAGGCCCCGGGGGUGGGGUGGGGGAAGCAGCGUCUGCGAGUUCUGGACUCGAGUUGCAGGCAUCGUGGGGUGAUGGAGGCCGUGGUCUGGCGGAUGGCAGGAGCCCUGACCUGGUUCUGUAUCUCCUUCAAUAAAGCCUCCUGCUCUCUGCACCA